AUGACAUCUAACAUCUUUACCAACGCCCUCCUCUCCCUCUCCUCCCUCUUCACCCGCGCUACGAACCGCAAGCCUUCCUCCCCUGUCGACACAUGCCCUCUUUCUCCAGCUACGAGUGACGGGUCCACCGCCGUCGCUUCUGGCAAGAGCUCGAUACGCUCCGCGUCCACCGCCGUCGACAAUGGGAUCAACGACCUCGCUCUCGGAAAGGAGGUCGCUUGUGGCCCGUAUGGCCCUCGUUUCCGCGCUCACGACCUCACGAGCAACCGUUCGGAGGUUUGUUUGGAGAAGAUUACGAAGAAAGGUCUCUCGAAGACGCUUCGCAACCUUCUCAUGCAGGAGAUCCGGCUCUCCCUGAGUUUCAACCGCGGUUCCCACAUCCCUGGAGGCAUCAUCCGAGCCUUCGAGGAUGAAGGACAUCAUUACCUCGUCCGCCGCCCCUUCGCCCGUACCCUGGCCCAAGAGAUAAAAACGAACGGCAGAUUUAUCGCUCAACAAUCUGUCCUCGUCCUUGCCCAGAUGGUCUUGAUCCUGGACAAGCUCCACUCUCAGCGUGUCUACCCCGCCGACCUGAGCCCCUCUGCAUUCGUCAUCGAUCAGGACGGAUUGCUCUCGCUCGGUCAUCUCUGCGGCGCCCGCGACAUUACGGCUCCUUCGUAUGUCGGAUUCAAGGAUGCUCUGAAGACACAAGCAGUGUACGAGUACGGAUGUGCUGCCCCGGAGGUGAUCCUCGGAGGGCAGCCCAACCAUUCGACGGUCGUGUUCGGUCUUGCCGCAUGUUGGCAUUAUAUCGCGUUCGGUUUGACCAAGUAUGACCCCGCGACCGGAAAAGGGCAAAUUCUGAAGGACCUUAAAGAGCGAACUCGUUACCCGACAUCGGCAUACCCUCAAGGAUGGAACGCGAAGUGGGAAGAACAUGCAUACAACUUCAUGGAUAAGGCUCUACUUUUCGACCCCUCGAAGCGCAUUUGGAUGGACGCCCUCAAGGGUCUCCCGAUUUUACGCAACGUUAACUGGAUGGCGUUGAAGACGACACGUAUUUCUCCUCGUCUCCUCAGCGCUGCAGCCUCUCGGUCUUCGACAUCUCGCCCCUUCCCUUCCGGCAAACUUCCCACCACAUUCCCCUCCCAGACAAGGAAGCUCGUUCAUAACAACAACACUCGCGGUGCUCGUUCUCCAGCACUCCAUGUCACGAAGCCUUCGAGGACGAUGUCGGUCCCGGUCAAGGUGGUGAAGACGUAGAUGCGUGUCGGUAACGGAUCAACAUCAUCGACGGACACUAGUGGAUAUAUACAUCAACUUGGGCUGGAGAUUAGGUCUGGGGACGGGAUACAAGCAUCCUGGUCCAACGGGCGAAGUACUACACCGGCUGAGUCCCGGGGAUUUCCUUUACCCAUUGUGUUAGGGUUAUCUCUAUCAACUCGUCUAGCGCUGGGUGGGCUGGUAGGGCUGACCCUGAUGCUAUGGGAUUUCUUCUUAGCGGAAUCACAGAUCGCUUAUUUGCCUCUAGACCUCCCUUUUUUUCUAGGCAAACCACCGGCAGUCACGGUGAUGGCUUCGAUAUGGUACGUUUGUUUUUCUUCUCUCGAUAUUAUAUCCAUUGCUUAUUUAGCCCUCGUCGCCUUCGUCCUUGGUCCCUU
This is a messenger RNA of Stereum hirsutum FP-91666 SS1, 1640 nucleotides long. Its product is annotated as kinase-like protein. Gene Ontology annotation, molecular function: ATP binding; protein serine/threonine kinase activity. The transcript has 5 exons. Gene Ontology annotation, biological process: intracellular signal transduction; peptidyl-serine phosphorylation. Lineage: Eukaryota; Fungi; Basidiomycota; Agaricomycetes; Russulales; Stereaceae. The record is from RefSeq and is a predicted model, not a curated record. Bases 1 to 1242 code for a protein of 413 amino acids.